AUGUGGGAGAGGAAGGCUGUCGAGCCUGCGCCCACGACCAGCUACUCAUCGCGCCGGAUGGUCGCCCUGAUUCUGGUGACCGGGUUGAGCCUCUUUAACUUCGGCUAUAACUCUGCGAACAUUGGAGGCGUGCUCUUAUACCUCGAUAGUUCUCAGACGGCCUGCUCCCAGAAGGCCAUUUGCCUCAGCAGCCCUCUGAUGAAGGGGGUUUUGGUCUCCUCCUGCUUAGUGGGUGCAGUUCUCGGUGCCUUGUUCGCUGGGACUCUGGCAGCCCAACAGGGGCCGAGGACCACCUUGCUGAUGAACAAUGUGUUUUUCAUCGUUGGGUCCAUCAGCAGCGCAUUGGCGCCUGGGAUCCUGUCCCUCAUCCUCUCGAGAUGCAUUCUGGGUCUAGGUGUCGGCUCAGCCUCGGCAAUCACGCACGUCUACAUAGGUGAGGUCGUACCAGCUGAGCGCCGUGGGGAACAUGGAGCACUGCUGGUGGUCCUGGGCACAGGUGGAAUUCUCGUUGCCAACCUCGUGAGCUGGUGCAUGGCGGAACACUGGCGGUGGGUCUUCGCUUUCGGGGCCGUGCCAGCCAUGCUACAGCUCCUCUGGGGCUCGGUGAUUAUGCCAGAGUCGCCACAUUGGAAGGCCCGGCUUCAGCCGGGUAGAUGUUUGUGCAGGAAGUGCCAAGAUGCUGACAGUCCCGAGUGCAUCGCAAACUCUGAAGCCCCCUGCUUUAUGGAGUCCAGUGGUGCUUGGUUCAAUCUGUUGAAGUCGGUUCGCACAGGACGGGCAGUCCCUCCCCUCAUUAUUGGAGGUGGCCUGCAUGUGUUGGCUCAGGCAACUGGUAUCAACGUUGUCAUCUAUUACGGCCCCAAGAUGCUUACACUUGUAGGCUUUGCAAGCUCCACGGCUGUCUUCGUCAGCACAACCAUCAGCCUCUUUCAGAUGGGCUCCACUAUACUCCUCGCGCGCCUGGUGGACCGACUUGGCCGAAAGCCCAUGAGCUUCAUCGGCCUGAGCUGCAUGCUUGUCAGCCUCUGCGGCAUCGCCUUCAGCUACCUUCUACCCCCAAGUCAUCGUGCUGCGAGUUGGCUGGCACUCAUCUCAUGUUUCGCAUUCCGCGUGGCCUUCUCCGUUUCCUUGGGGCCUUUGCCUUACAUCAUCGCGGCGGAGGUCUUCCCUGAAGACAUCCGAGCUCCAGGUGUAUCCCUGUGCUUGGCGGUGAAGUGGGUGGCCAACUUUGUAGUCUCCUUGACCUGGCUGCCGCUCGCUGAGGCGGUGAGCUUAGCCGGCACGUUCGCUCUUUACGGCCUUAUGUGUGCCCUGGCCAUCUGCUUCUUGGCUACAUAUGUCCCUGAGACCUCGGGGAAGACUCUGGGGCAGGCAUCUCGAAUUGCGAUGACGAAGAUGGAGGAUGGCGCAAGCUUUGGCGCACACGGCGCAAGACAAGUGUACCGCAGCUGUGGAUGA
This is a messenger RNA of Symbiodinium natans, 1458 nucleotides long. NCBI's taxonomy places the organism in Eukaryota, Dinophyceae, Suessiales, Symbiodiniaceae. The record is from the annotation of a GenBank genome assembly.